This is a messenger RNA of Saccostrea echinata, 1764 nucleotides long. RefSeq names its product ribosome biogenesis protein BRX1 homolog. The coding region runs from base 44 to 949 and encodes 301 amino acids. The record is from RefSeq and is a predicted model, not a curated record. Gene Ontology annotation, biological process: ribosomal large subunit assembly; rRNA processing. The transcript has 10 exons. Gene Ontology annotation, molecular function: rRNA binding. Lineage: Eukaryota; Metazoa; Mollusca; Bivalvia; Ostreida; Ostreidae. Gene Ontology annotation, cellular component: nucleolus.
CAACAGCUCCGCAGAAGUACAGGGUUAUCAACAUUUGCACGCGAUGACGAAAAGAAAACUCGAGCAGAAUCAUACUGGAAAAAAGAAAAAGAAAGUCAGAGAAGAAGUAGUGCUAGAAUCUACGAUAUCUUCUGAUGAAAUUCCCAAAACUCAGGCAAAGUGGACAAACAAAGAAAGAGUGCUUGUAUUUUCAUCUCGAGGGAUCUCAUACAGGGGCCGUCACUUGAUGAAUGAUUUACGGACCCUUAUGCCUCACUCAAAAGCUGAAUCAAAAAUGGACAGGAAAGAUCAGCUGUUUGUCAUCAAUGAGAUGUGUGAAAUGAGAAACUGUUCAAAAUGUAUUUACCUGGAGGCAAAGAAGAAGCAGGAUCUUUACAUGUGGUUAUCAAAUGUACCAAGAGGCCCAUCUGCCAAAUUCCUGAUAGAAAACUUACACACAAUGUCUGAGUUGAAGAUGACAGGGAAUUGUCUGAAGGGCUCCAGACCUUUACUCUCAUUUGACCAGGAAUUUGAUAAAGAGCCACACUGGAGCCUCUUAAAAGAACUUUUAAUACAGAUAUUCAGCACACCAAACCAUCAUCCCAAAAGCCAGCCAUUUUUUGAUCAUGUUUACACAUUUUCCAUAGCUGACAACCGGAUCUGGUUUAGAAAUUACCAGAUCCUGGAGGAGGAUGGCUCUUUAGCAGAGAUCGGACCCCGAUUUGUUUUGAACCCUAUCAGGAUAUUUGAGGGGAGCUUUGGAGGAGCCACACUUUACCAGAACCCCCAUUAUGUAUCUCCAAAUGAUCUGAGACAUUUGAUGAGGAAGAAAGGUGCCCAGAAAUACAUGUCCAGAAUCCAGGCCAAAAAAUCACUGGAGACGAGACGUGGGCAGCCAUCUUACGAGACUGACCCGACCGACGAGGUGUUUGUUACGAUACGACCAGAUGUUGUUCAGGACAAUUCUUGAUAAAUAAACACAAAAAAAGUCUACAGUAUAUUCUGGAUAUUUUAUUAGAGUGAUGCAAGCAAUAUAGCAGCACAUCAUUAUUUAUCAUACUGAACAUCAAAUUUACAAAAGAUGCUAUCUGAGAACAGACUAUUAUAUAGGUCUGGAUAUGAACAUGGAUGAGGACCUUCAUCUUUUUGUCCAAUAUUUCAUUAUUUUGCCUCAGUUUUAAAGGUCAAAGCCUUAUUGUACUGGAAUAAAAUCAAUCGAAAGCCUCUUGAAAAUUUUAUAAAAAUACCAGUAUAGUGUAUAAUAAUUGGCCUAUGUUAAAAUCUUAAUCUAGUUAGAACAUUUGACAUAAACUGUUCAUGUACAAGACAAAACUUUCUUUUAUAAAAAUGUACAUAAAAAUGGAUAUUUCAAGCUUUUUGUAGAAAUAUCGGUACUUUUUUUUUUGUAUUGCUUGUGUAUUAGUUGUUGAAUCUUGCAGAAAACCUUUAUCUUGGAUAAUUUUUUAUGUCUUUUCAGAGAGUGGAUACACUUUUGUAACCCAAGUAAUAAUUUUCUCUAAGCAUAUUACUUAUUUUUGAUAUGUAAAUGAAAAUAUUCACUAUAAAGAGAUCGAUGCCCUAUUUAGUUUAUCAUGCACAUUCAGUAUCCAGUUUGUGGUCCAUGUCACCUGCAAAGCAAAGCAACACUGGAUACUGUAAAUCACCAAAUUUCUCGAACCUUAUUUUUGCACUGAAGUUCUUUGGUAUUUAUAAAUGAGGCAGAAUUUUCACAAAUCCUUGUCAUUGUUGUAUGUAAUCUUCAGUAAUAAAAAUAUAUAAAAUUUU